AUGCAGGAGAGCGCCACCAGUUUUGAUGGCUCUAGGCGAAGCUCUGGGGGAGAUAUAAGCAUGCCCAGCGGGGAAUGUCUCAUUUAUAUCGUUAUUAAUCAAAAGAACAAUUUACCCUCUUUUAUCAUGAACAGCGAUGCGUGUGAGAAGACCGGAUUCGAGUUCCUCAAGACGGCGGGAUCGUUUAUUCUCGAGCUCACCGACCUCACUGCGAAGAAAAGCGCCGAAAAAAAACCUUUCGGCAGAAAAUGGAUGACAAGUUAUGAAAAACUGGAUGCGCUGCUCGAUGAAGUAAAGAACCUUGUGAUUCUGCUUCCAGGAGACAGCUUUCAAGACUGGGAUUUCACCGGGAAUCUUGAGACAAAUAAGAUCGAGAUCCACACUAUCGAGGGAAAACACAAUCGGAGAAUUUUCUUCAGACAGAUUGAUGAAGUUGUUACUGCCGAAAUUGCUGUAAACUUUGAUGAGGAACACAUUUCUGUUGACUUCUACGACUAUUUUUUGUAA
Messenger RNA from Oikopleura dioica, 507 nucleotides. NCBI's taxonomy places the organism in Eukaryota, Metazoa, Chordata, Appendicularia, Copelata, Oikopleuridae. The record is from the annotation of a GenBank genome assembly.